CGGACCUUUCCUUGAGAUUGUCAUUUUCAAACAUCACAAGAUCUCGCCACAGCAUGAGUCAGUCGGGGUACAAAAUUGCGGUGCUUCCUGGCGACGGCAUUGGCCCGGAAGUGUGCGAGCAAGCUGUACGUGUGCUGACGUUGGUCGGGUCUCUCUUCCAGCACAAGUUUGAGUUUACCCAUGGCUUGUGCGGCGGCGCUGCGUACGACGAGUUUAAGAGCCACUUGCCGCAAAGCACGGUGGACAUAGUCAAGGCAAGCGAUGCAGUAUUGUUUGGGUCUGUCGGUGGACCCAUUGAUGCCCAAGAAACCCCAAAGUGGAAGGAUGCCGAGAAGAAUUGUAUCUUGGGCCUUCGCAAGAACUUCAACUUGGCCGUGAACAUUCGCCCUGCCAAGAUCUACGCCAUGUUGCCGGACCUGUCCCCGCUCAAGCCGAGCAUUGUUGCGGCGGGAGUGGACAUGGUCAUCGUGCGGGAAUUGGUGUCUGGCAUCUACUUUGGCGAACACUCGACUGAAAACGGCGUGGCGCGGGACGUGAUGAAGUACUCGGAGGACGAAAUCCGAGUCCCGAUGAAGUUUGCGUUUGAGACAGCCAUGGGUCGCACCAAGAAGCUCACGGUCGUUGACAAAGCCAACGUCCUCGACUGCAGUCGACUGUGGCGCAAAGUGGCCAAGGACAUCGCGCUCGAGUACCCGUCGGUAUCUGUCGAGUUUGUGUAUAUUGACAACGCCGUGAUGCAACUGAUCAAGAACCCAUCGCAGUACGACGUUAUUGUCACGGGCAACAUGUUUGGCGACAUCCUGUCGGACGCCGCGUCCGUCCUUCCUGGCUCGUUGGGUCUCAUGCCGUCGGCAAGUCUUGGCGACCACAUUCACUUGUUUGAGCCCAUCGGCGGGUCAGCGCCAGACAUUGCCGGCAAGGGAAUUGCAAACCCGAUUGCUCAAAUCUUGUCGGGCGCCCUCUUGCUGCGCUAUUCGUUUCACGUACGUGGCUCCUUCAUCGGAUGUAUUUAUUAUCAUUCCAAUAUAUAUAUAUAUAUCAUGAUGGGUGGUUUGUAGAUGGACAAGGAAGCGGCGCUGAUCGAACAAGCCGUGAACAACGUGCUCGAGCAAGGCGUCCGCACCGGCGACUUGACACACGACCGCGCCGACAAAACGGUAGGCACCACAGCCAUGGGGGACGCCAUUGUCGCACAAAUCCAAGCGCUGCACGACGCAUCGGCGAGCAAAUCAUAAUAGUCCGUCCACAAAGAAUACAUAUCCUUCAUAUUGUGAAUUCGCUAUUAAACUUUUAAAAUUCGCAGGGUUUGUCUAACGUUAAAGUCUAAUUUAAGGUGC
This is a messenger RNA of Aphanomyces astaci, 1337 nucleotides long. Its product is annotated as 3-isopropylmalate dehydrogenase, variant 1. Gene Ontology annotation, cellular component: cytosol. Gene Ontology annotation, biological process: L-leucine biosynthetic process. The coding region runs from base 54 to 1058 and encodes 334 amino acids. NCBI's taxonomy places the organism in Eukaryota, Oomycota, Saprolegniomycetes, Saprolegniales, Verrucalvaceae. Gene Ontology annotation, molecular function: magnesium ion binding; 3-isopropylmalate dehydrogenase activity; NAD binding. The transcript is spliced from 6 exons. The record is from RefSeq and is a predicted model, not a curated record.